CCCCCUCUCUCCCUCUAAUCUUCAAACAAACUGGUGACGACGCGUCGUGUUAAGUUUUUAUUUAUCCACAGGGAUCUGUGAAUUUCAUUUCAGUUCGCUGAUCUUCAAGAAUGGCACUUUGUAAGGAAAAUUUUGGGUGUUCUUCCAUCGAGAGGGAAUACCACCCUACAGGAAAACCUAAACUUCAAGUUAGAACUGCCAACCGGGGAACAAAUUCUAUUAGACAAUUUUUCCGUAAUGUGUUUCUACCCCAAGGCUACCCUGAGAGUGUGAGUGAAGACUACCUAAGCUACCAGAUAUGGGACAGUAUUCAGGCUUUUGCCAGCAGCAUCACAGGAACAUUGGCCACACAAUCAGUUCUAAAAGGAAUCGGUGUUGGCAAUGAGCAGGCAACAGUCCUAGGAGCAACACUGACUUGGCUACUUAAAGACUGCACUGGAAUGUUGGGACAAAUCAUUUUUGCCUGGGUCCAAGGCACCAACCUUGAUUGCAAUGCCAAGAGAUACAGAUUGAUGGCGGAUAUUCUAAAUGACGUUGCUAUAUUCCUGGACAUUUUGGCAUCCCUGAUCCCAGCCCAGUUAUUUAUUUUUGUGGUGUGUCUAUCCAGUCUGUGUCGGUCAAUUGUUGGUGUUGCUGGGGCCUCGACACGUGCCGCACUCUCACAACAUCAGGCUCGCAGAAAUAACAUGGCUGAUGUAUCAGUAAAAGAUGGCAGCCAGGAAACUCUUGUGAACGUAACAGCUCUCCUCUUCAACCUUGUCUUGACUCCAUUUGUUUCAAAAUACAAACAGUUAGUUUUCUAUUUGUUCACCUUCUUCACAAUGUUACAUUUAUACGCCAACUAUUCUGCUAUCAAAUCUGUUACCAUGGAAACCAUCAAUCAGGCUCGUUUGUGCAUCCUGGUGCAGGAGUAUCUGCGAUCAUCCACGAUUUUAAAUGUGAAAGAAGUCAACAUGCAAGAACCAGUUAUCUUCGGAACUUAUCGGAAGAUGUCCAUCCAUUUAGGUUGUUCCAUAAAGAAUAUUUAUCCAGAUGAAAGCAUUUUAGCCAGUCUUAAAAAGAUUUAUAAAGAUUCUAAAUAUCUGGUGUUCACGGAUCUUGUAGAUGAUCAUAUAUACACCCUGCUCUGUAAUGGAAGCACUGUUGAACACCAAUUGGAAGGGUGUUUCCAGGCAGAAGUAAUAAACGCAGCCAUGGAUAACCUGAUAUCACCACAAAUUCUUGAACAGAACAAGACCCUCCAGAAGGUAACUCAAUCAGCCAGCGCCAGAAUUCCUCAGGAAGUGAUAAAAUAUUCCUUUGAAUACACAAAAGAGAAUUUUGGAAAUUUUAAGAAAUUGUUGCAGUCAAAACAUUGGAUAACAGACCGCCAUUUAUUAGGAGCUGACGAAUGGAGAGUGGAUUUAAUGAUGAAUAAAAAGAACGAUUGAGUCAAUCAGAUUAUAUGUUUCUGUAAGAGAGCAAAACUGACCAGAAUAAAUACAUUUAUAUCUAUA
Molecule: messenger RNA, 1496 nt
Organism: Octopus bimaculoides (California two-spot octopus)
Lineage: Eukaryota; Metazoa; Mollusca; Cephalopoda; Octopoda; Octopodidae
Product: RUS family member 1
Source: RefSeq, a predicted model, not a curated record